CCGGCCAUCAAACUUCUCAACCCCCACUAUCGCCGGAACUCGUGCCGUACAAUUGCUAUGGCAGCACCCAAAGUCGAUUCUUCGGGCGAGUCAUUGCCUGAACACGCCGCCGGAAAGUGGUACUCAGUACCAGAUCUCCGGCUCCGAGAUCACUGUUUCACUGUUCCUCUGGAUUACAGAGAUCCCGGUACUUCCUUAAAGAUCUCCAUUUUCGCUCGGGAAGUCGUUGCUGUUGGUAAAGAAGAUCAAUCACUACCAUGCCUCCUGUUUCUGCAAGGUGGACCGGGUUUUGAAUCCCCGAGACCAACUGAAGGCAGUGGAUGGAUACUUAAAGCUUGCGAGGAGUUUCGUAGAGGAACAGGAUUAUCAACUCCACUGACAACAUCGUCCAUGCUGCAAUUUAAGUCUGCCCGGGAUUUGGCUGAUUACUUGAAACAUUUUCGUGCUGAUAGUAUAGUCAAUGAUGCUGAGUUUUUCCGUGUUCGACUUGUUCCUGGUUCUGGAUCCUGGACAGUUUUGGGCCAGAGCUAUGGAGGUUUUUGUGCCGUCACCUAUUUGAGUUUUGCACCACAAGGAUUGAAACAAGUUGCUCGUCAGAAUGAAAAGUACUACAAGAAGUAUCCUCAGGAUAUUGAAGUUGUUCGUGAAGUUACAAACUAUUUGGCAGAAUCUGAAGGGGGUGGGGUGAGGCUUGGCUGCAUUUGAUCCUGGUUCUUUACUCGAAGCUGAUAUUUUAGCUAAAUCUUUUUAAUGUAAGCUUCUUUUUGUGCAGGUUCCUCUUCCAUCUGGGGACAUCUUGACCCCAAAGGGGCUACAACUUCUUGGUCUUUCUGGUUUACAAUCUAGUGCAGGUUUUGAACGCCUUCAUUAUCUGUAUGGCAAAUAUAACUCAUAUUCGAAU
Molecule: messenger RNA, 901 nt
Organism: Rubroshorea leprosula
Lineage: Eukaryota; Viridiplantae; Streptophyta; Magnoliopsida; Malvales; Dipterocarpaceae
Source: the annotation of a GenBank genome assembly